AUGAAGGGCGUACUCGUGUGGUCCAUCCUGAGCGCAGGUUGUGCUCUUGCCGUCACCCCUCUUUCCAGCGUUAAGCGCGUCACCAACCUCCCCAUCGUCGCCAACAAGUUCAUCGUCGAAGUCGACAGCACUUCUGAUAUACCUACCAAGCGUUCGAACCCCCAUGAUGCCCUCUAUGAAUCGUUGAGGAAGAGAGCCAUUGGCUUUAAGGUUGACAGAGAAUUCAACACGCAGGGCCUCUUCGUUGGGGCAGCUUUGACGCUCUCGGAUGCCCAAGACGUCGCACAGAUCCAAAGUACGACCGGUGUAAAAAGUAUUCGGCCCGUCCGAGCGUUCGACCGACCCAAACCGGUCAAGGUGCAAGUUGUCAAGGGCCCUGACGAUCCGGCUCUCCCACCCGACUCAGAGUCCACUCACGUCAUCACCGGCGUUGACAAGCUUCACGCGCAAGGAAUCACCGGUGCUGGCAUUAAGAUUGGCAUUCUUGAUACGGGUAUUGAUUACACCCACCCAACGCUCGGAGGAGCUUUCGGCCCAGGAAAUAAGGUUAUCGGCGGAUUCGACUUGGUCGGUGACGACUAUGACGGAACCAAUACGCCCGUUCCAGACCCAGACCCUUUGGACCAAUGUGCAGGUCAUGGCACCCACGUGGCUGGCAUCAUUGGCGCUAAUCCCGACAAUGCGUUCAACAUCAGUGGUGUUGCCUUCCAGGCGUCUUUGUCUGCAUACAGAGUGUUCGGCUGCGUAGGGUUCGUCACAGACGACGUCCUCGUUGACGCUUUGUUGCUCGGAUUCAAUGAGGGUCAAGACAUCCUCACCCUUUCUUUGGGAGGCGCUGAUGGCUGGACGGAGUCGGUCAGUGCAGUCGUUGCCAGUCGUAUCGCGGCCACAGGCAAAGUUGUCACCAUCGCAGCUGGAAAUGACGGCGCAUCUGGCGCAUGGUACACUUCAAGCCCAGGAAAUGGUAUCGAUGUCAUCUCUGUGGCAAGUUUGGACAACACUGUCGUCCCUCUUCAAACUGCCCAAGUACAUGGCGUGACACACGAUCCUAUAAUCUACCAAGACACGUUCCCCUUGCCAAUCAACGACACUCGUCCCAUCUUCGCGACCUCAACUGAUCCCACUGUGGUUGAUGACGCGUGCAACCCUCUCCCUGACAGUACCCCCGACCUCUCCGGCUUUGUUGUCAUCGUCCGACGAGGUACCUGUACUUUCGUUCAAAAGCUUGGAAAUGUUGCCGCAAAAGGUGCCAAAGUCACCUUGAUCUACGACAACGGUAGCGGGUUUGGUGCUAUUGAUACCGGUGCAUUUGUCGCUUCUUUCAUCCAAGCAGCGGAUGGUGAAUUCUUGGUCCAACAAUUCGCUUCCGGGCAAAACGUCUCCCUUUCGUUCCCUCAAUCUGGCGGGCUCAUCCAAUUCCCCGACCCCGCUGGAGGCCUCAUCUCUUCAUUCACCAGCUAUGGCCCCUCAAAUGAUUUCUUCUUCAAGCCUGCUGUCGCUGCUCCCGGAGGAAAUAUCCUGUCCACCCUUCCAGUCAACCUGGGCCUCUUCGGGAUUGAAUCUGGCACAUCGAUGGCAACGCCAUUCGUCGCUGGAAGUGCUGCGCUUUUGUUCCAGGCCAAAGGAACGUCAGCAGCUGUCGGCAGAAGCGCACGAACGCUCUUCGAGACCACUGCGCAACGCGUUCCCUCAACUCACACCGACGGCGAUCCAUUGCAAACUCUGACCCAACAAGGCGCAGGUUUGAUCAACGUGUUCAACGCCAUCCACACGACGACUAUUGUCUCCCCCGGAGAGUUGAUCUUGAACGAUACAGCUCACUUCAAGGGAACCCAACAAUUCACUGUUCGGAACGCCGGAUCAUCCGCCAAAACCUAUACGCUGAGGCACAUACCAGCAGGAACAGCAGUUACCGUCACUCCGGGUACCAUAUUCCCUGCUGAUGGCCCAGUUCCCCUCUCCACGGACUUCGCUUCCGUCUCCCUCAGCACAUCCAAAUUCACCCUUGCCCCAGGAAAGACCCAGACCGUCACCGCACGAUUCACUCCCCCGGCUGCCGCAGACCCUUCGACUUUCCCAGUCUUCUCUGGUUUCAUCCAGAUAGCAAGCGGCACGGAGCAAGUUCAGGUAUCGUACCUUGGCUUGAAGGCAUCGUUGAAAGACAAGCAAGUCAUAGACAACACCGACUUCUUCUUUGGCGUCCCCACACCCGUUCUGACCGACCCGAACGGCGAGGUCCAAACAAGCCCUCGUAACUAUAGCUUCCUGGCUUCGGACUUCCCCACAUUGAUCUUCCGACUUGCGUUUGGCUCACCCAAGGUCGUGGUUGACCUCGUUUCCCCUACCAUCAACUUCAAGCCCACAUUGAACACCCGUGCUCUGGGCGACACCCAUGGCUCGUUCUUCUCCUUCCCCCACCGCGUCAAGACAGGUUCCUUUGCUCAAGUCCCAACUCUCGGAACUGUCUUCGAACUCGACUUUACCAGCCGCAACAAUGACGACCCCAACGACAACGGUUUCAAUACCGUCGCCAUUGACCCUCCGACUUUCGCAAACGGUACGACCAUCCCUAAUGGUCAAUACCGUCUCUUGCUUCGUGCUCUCAGGGUGACCGGUGAUCCUACCAAUGAGGCUGACUUCGAGAGUUUCCUCAGUCCCAUCAUUGGUGUCAACGCUCCUUGA
Messenger RNA from Pleurotus ostreatus (oyster mushroom), 2682 nucleotides. RefSeq lists its product as uncharacterized. The coding region runs from base 1 to 2682 and encodes 893 amino acids. The transcript has 21 exons. Gene Ontology annotation, cellular component: cell wall; cytosol; membrane. Gene Ontology annotation, molecular function: serine-type endopeptidase activity; tripeptidyl-peptidase activity. Gene Ontology annotation, biological process: proteolysis. The record is from RefSeq and is a predicted model, not a curated record. NCBI's taxonomy places the organism in Eukaryota, Fungi, Basidiomycota, Agaricomycetes, Agaricales, Pleurotaceae.